AUGUGUCACACUCGUGAAUUGGCCUUCCAAAUUUCAAAAGAGUAUGAGCGAUUCAGCAAGUACAUCUCGGGCGUUCGAAUUGCGGUAUUUUUCGGUGGUAUACCGAUCCGAAAGGACGAGGAGACUCUCAAAAGCAGCCCACCCCAUAUCGUUGUUGGAACACCGGGCCGUACGUUGCAGUUGGCACGACAGGGCAUCCUGAAACUCAAAAACAUCAAAUAUUUCGUUCUGGAUGAAUGCGACAAAAUGAUUGGCGACAAUGGUACGUCACCAUUUGCUAUUUAUAAUAUAAUUGACUUAUUAAGUCCAGCAGGUAUUGUCCGUGUAAUGUCUUGA
This is a messenger RNA of Gongylonema pulchrum, 336 nucleotides long. Lineage: Eukaryota; Metazoa; Nematoda; Chromadorea; Rhabditida; Gongylonematidae. The record is from the annotation of a GenBank genome assembly.